Molecule: messenger RNA, 8487 nt
Organism: Phoenix dactylifera (date palm)
Lineage: Eukaryota; Viridiplantae; Streptophyta; Magnoliopsida; Arecales; Arecaceae
Product: serine/threonine-protein kinase-like protein CCR4
Biological process (GO): protein phosphorylation
Molecular function (GO): protein kinase activity; ATP binding
Source: RefSeq, a predicted model, not a curated record
AUACUUAGCGGUCCUCAUGAAAUCACAUUGUAGAUCCAGUGACACAUUGGUGACUCCUUAGGUUACUCCCUUUUUUCUUACUUGUGCUCUUCUGUUCAGCUAAAGAAUCAUGUAAAAUGUAUUCCAAGGACUACUAACCACACUUGGGUCCUCCACCAGACUUAGGAACCUCCGAGAAAAUAUCAAGUGAUAUUUAUAUCUGCAUGAUUUCUCCAAAAAAGUAUGUCUAUAUCUGUGUGGUUUUGCACAAGAUUACCAAUUUUAGGCCUGUGUGGUGUGAGGUGGGGUGCAUUUUGUUCUUGCAACAUUGGCAUAAGACCAGGAUGACUUCUCUGUUGCAGUGUCUAUUCAUCUAAUCCUAUUUAACUGAAAACAGAGGCUAACAGCCUGCGAAGAUAACUAUCCUUUCUUCCUACUUUCUCUGUCUUGUUGUGUGCCAAACAAGGCAUGAUUGUCUUCAUAUCUAUCAUCAAGACAAGGUCUCUCCCUUCCCUCACUAGUGCUUGAUGUCUAAUUGGUUUGAGUAUUAUAGGUGAGCAUGUACCGUUAUGCCUAUUGUAUUUAUUGAACUUUCGUGUCAAGUUAGGGAUUUGAACAUAAGACAACAAAUUUUUUCAAACUUUUGAUGGAUAAUACCUAAAUUAUCUUAGUCGUUUUGAUUAUUAUACAUCUUAAUGGGAGGCCUAUACUUAAAGAUAAUUCCUUAUGGAAGUCCGACUAACAUCACGAGAAUUAACUGGAUGUAAGACAAUUGAGAAUGGCCUUUUGUCAUCCAUCUGCAAGCAUUAAGAAAAAUAGAGUGGAAAAGUUGAAUGAAGCAAGCAAUAUAGUGGGGACAUGCAUUAAAUGCAUAAUAGUUUUUUUUUUCUUUUUUUGUACUCAAUUGGCCUAGUAGAAUUGUUUGUUAGCAGCUCUGAAAACAAUGAUUUGUAAAGGUGAUAUGCCAGAAUCUCUCCACUUGCAACUUUAUAUUAUCCAUUCUUUUAUAUCAUAUUUUAUUUUUUACUAUUUAUUUGGAACUUUCUAUGUUAAUAAUUGGCUUAAAUUAUUCAUAUUAAUGGUUAGGCAGGUCCCAAACUGCCAAUGCAUGCGAUGCUUUCAAUGGAUCAAGAAUGAUUUUUAGUUUACAGACAUGAUGGGAUCAUCAUUUAAUAGUGAUGUUUGCUUGGGAGUCUAGGUGAGGUGGGUUGGGAUAGUGUGGAUUGGGGUUGGGGAUGGGAUGGCUCUGGCAAGCAACGGCUCAUCCGUGACUAAUAGAUGGCAGUCUUUGUAUAAUAGUUUUCCAAGGAAGCUUUCUACAAGGUUUUUAUCCAUUCAUGAUGCUUUUAAUUUCAUUGGAUAUGAUGACAAGAGGUGAAGCUAAUAUUUUGAGGAGGUUAAUAUCUGCUUUCUUGAUCAAGAUUGGGUUGUUUCUCAUAAAUAAAAGAAGAGCUUAGAGCAAGUCUUCAAAAUCUUUGAAACCAACUCUUCUAUAGAUAGAUAGAUGGGUAGAUAGAUAGGACUGCACUAGUUUUUAAAAGAAAGAUUUCCAUCAGGUUUUUUUAUCUAUAGAUGAUACUUUUAGUUUCCUUGGAAAUAGUGAUUAGAGGUGCAGCUAAUAUGCCGGAGAGGGUAAUAUCUGAUUUCUUGAUCAAUACUGGAUUGCUUCUUAUAAACAAGAGAAGUGAUUGGAACAAGUCUUUAAAAUCUUGAAAUCUGACUCUUUUCAAUUUUGCUUUUGCUACCUUCUUCAGGAGUUGGUAGGUUUUCCUUGUACUUCACUUCAUUUUCUUAAAGAAUUAGAUCAAUCUGUCUAAUUCUUCUCUCAACCAACAACAAAAAAAAAAAGAAAUGUUGAGUAGAUUGUCAUGGCGUAGCAUAAUAUACAAGUGUAGAAAAUUAUGUAUUACUUUUAUUAAUAGAUAACACUCUUCCUCUACAAAUACAUUUUUUUUAAAAAAAGGAAGAAGUGGUGAUGGUCUCAAUAAUAAUACAAGGUUCAUGGCGAAUUGAUGGUCUCAAUAAUAAUACAAGGUUCAUGGCGAAUUGAUGGUCUAAUGUGGGACAAGAUUCAUUAAUUAAUGUAUUCAAACAACUGAUGAUCUACCUCUCUAAGGCUCUAACUAAGCAUGGUCUCCACAAAUAAUUUCCAAGCAUCUAACUGCCUGCCUUGGACUUGAGCUUGGCCGCCGCAGCGCCUGAAGGAGAAGGGAGUUUAACCUUGAGAGUCCAAAUCAAGUAUUAAAUUGGUUGACUUUCGUGAGUGGACGUUGGCCAACACAAUUUGGGUUGAGUGAAGUACACGUUGGGGUUGGUGGGCGUGAGGCCACAACACAAUCUGUUCAAAGUUGGUAUCCUUCCUGUAGAUGACCUGCCAAGUGUUCAAUAAUUAUAGUUUGAAGAUCAAACAACCAUUUAAAUAGGUUUUAUAAGCUCAUGUGGGGCUCAUUUAUCAGGUAGUUUUAUGUCCCUCUCCUGUUUUGAUACAGUGUUUUUGUUUUCUAAUAAUAAUAAAAAAAAACUUGUUCAGAUGCAACUUGCUGAAUACUGUAUAGGUCGAUCAUCCUCACAUAAGAUUGUAAUUUGUCAAAGCGAGUGAUGUUCUUGGAUCGGAGCUUAUGAGUUGGAACUGGAAAUUAUAUAGUUGUUAGGGUUAAUCAUUUCGUUCAUAACUCAUAAGCUCUCUUUUUUCUGAGGAAAAAUGGAGGACGUGAGGCAUUUCCCUUGAUUUUAUUUGAAAAUUACUUAACUACAAAGAGUAUUUACAUGUCGACGAGAGAUUACAAGUGAAAAAUUCUUCUAUUCCUCCCGUGCCAUCCUUGCCAAAACAAAGAGCCAUAAGUAGCCAAUCCUAACCUCUCUUUAUACUUUUAUGAGUUUUCCUUGAUCUCCAAGAUGUGCAAAGAGCAUGAAGAUUGGAAGGCAAUCCAAUCUAUCCGAGGCAUCUAAUAAGGGUGGUCCAUAGAUCUUGUAAAAGGACAUGUAAGAAAAAGGUAAGUUGUAGUUUCUGUAAUAGGACUUUACCCAAAAUGGCUAGCUAGAAGGUAUUAUUUGAGUUUCUUGAUCCUGCAUAAGUACUUAAGAUCUUCUCGGUAAAUAACCGAUAUGGGACUAAACACACACCUGCAUGGAUCCUCAUAGUUUCUACACCUGCAUUGCAUAGAAAGUACUUAAAAACCCGACCACCCAGUCUCUCAGUUUUUCCUUUCAAGAACAUCACGAGCGUGCAGCUUCUUUGAAGAGUUGGCCAGAGGAACACCUUAAACUUUUUCUGGCACCUCAGCUCUCCGGAUGAGUUUGUGGUAGAAAAAACAUUGACUCCUUCCAUUUUUUUUGUAAGCUUCCAAACUGGUUUACAACCAAUUCUAGCAGGUCUAACUAUUAAGUGGAGAUCAAUUAACUGCUGACUUGGAUGGUUUGAAAGUUUGUUGAAUCACCUAUUUUUCUUUGUCAUUUUGUAUAAUCAAUAAUUAAAACCAUUAGUGGGAUCACACAAAUGGAAAGUUGGGGAUUUUGCUGUUUGAGACUAAGACAGACAUGAGCCAAGAAGAAAUGAGAUCUAGAUAUUUACAUCGAGCAGUGCUUUAGACGCGUGCAAAAAAAAAGUCUGAAAAGAUGAUAUCAUGGAGGGAUGAAAAAAAUCCGGCCAAAUGUGAUGUCAUUUACCUAGAUGCGAGGACGGUAAUUGUUUUCAAAAUAUACUUUUCUUCAUCGAGAAUAAUACAUUACAACGAUCUAUUUUUAGAUAGAAUAAAAAAGAGAGAAUGAAUUAAGCCUUGCAAGUGAUUAUUAGGAGUCCAUCCCUCUUUCCCCCAACUCCUACGGUCCUACCCCUUCUCAUUCAAUACUAACCCCAUUCAAAAAUAUUUUCUUUUUUUUUAUGAAAAGAGAGGCAAAGCCAUCCAGCUUUUAUUAGAAAAAGGCUUUACAGAAACUCUAACCCCAUUCUAAAAUGAGAUCACAAAAGGUUCCUAGAAUAACAAAGUUGGUAUUUGAUCCAAAAUUAACUGCACAACCUCACAUGUCUCACACCAAAAACUAGUUUUAUGUCCUCUUGGAGAACCAAAAUACUUUAUCAUAUUAAAUGAACCAAAAUACUCUGUAGUGCAAUUCUGGUACCAAGAAAAAGCUACAUUAUUAAGGCAAACUGUAUUGUUGACUGAAUUGCCUCUUUUAUUGCUCAUCACUCUGGAGGGUUUAUCUGGAUGGACCACGUGUCUGCGCUGAAGCCUCUAUAUAGCCUUUGUUUUCUGAUUUUGUUGGCCGUAUUCACAUUUGUCGGAUGUAAGCCACCGUUGUACACGAAGAGAGAAAAAAAAAAGCUUCAGCAUCAUGUAUCAUAAGAGAAGUAGUGCUAUGGACCAAUACUCUGUCAAUCUCAUGAAUUACACUCAUCUCGUUCCAUCAUAUGGCAUUACUGAGUAUUGAAGGCUUUUUUCUUGAUAGCCAAGAAGGAAAAGGUCGGCCAGAUUCCAAACGAAGUAUCCUUCAAAGCCCCAAACUAGACCAUCAAGUUGUCAAAACCAUGAUGUUCCCAUGAGAGAGGUCAAACUGUCAAUGGCUGCCAUUUGUUCACGUCUUCCAUCCAAAGUCCUCCAUCUGAGAGGCUGUGUCCCACCAAUUCAGCCAGUUUUGUUCACCAAGUAGAAUGGUGGUUAUGAUUAGCCAUGUAAGUCAUAUUUGAAAUAUUCUGAUUUCCCAUCCUUUUCUAUAUCACUUCUGUCAAAGAAAAAUCUUUAUCAAAUUAGGUGGGGGAAAUGAAUACAUCUGGUCCGUGAUUUUGGAGGUAUUAAGAUCCUUUCACCAAUUAUUAUAAUUUAAUUUUUCUCCAAAUAUAUGCUAUAAUUUAUUGCAAAAAUAUGCUUCGUCGUAUAAUGAGCAAUCAUAGCAAAAUUGAUAUCGACAAUUCUUAUAAUAUUUUAUGAAUAAUACAAUCAUUACUUUAAGAGAAUCCAGGUAUAAUUAGAGUAAGAGUACUCUAUGUUAGUGAAGGACUCUCAUUUGGAAAUAAUUAAUCCUCUGAAUUAUAAUAGUAGAAGCCGACCUAGAUCAACUAUAUGUAAUGAUGUUUAAUUUGAAUUUGAGACCUCUUGCUUGGAGAGGAAUGUACCAACUACCGAAGCUAGCAGUUGUUGGUAGGUUUAUUCUGAAUUAUUCCCCACUAUCCUUUAUGAUCCAAUAAUUUUGUUCUAAGAAGCUGACCAUUCAACCUACUUUUUUUCAAGAAAAAAAUCCUUUUUUGACAAAUCUUCAAUGACUUGGUAUGUUUGUUAACCCCUACCACACAAACAACCAUGCACUCAAGACAAGUAUAAUCCCUAACUUCUCUUUUCAUUUCUCAGAUACUAAACACCCAACUACAUGAACUCUAUGUUGCUUAGAUGCACCAGAGAAGUCAUGUUUACUGAACAUAGGAAUCGAAAUAAUUAUUUGCUUGGACAAAAAAUUAUUUGAACUUUUCUCUCUUUAAUAAAAAUGCUUUUGCAUGCACAAAAAGAUAAAAGAAGAAAAGAAAAGAAGAGAAAAAAAAAAGGCCCCUACCAACUUUGCAAGCACUAAAGUUUAAAAGAGACUGAUGAGAUGCCUCCUUUUUUUUCCCCUUAUUAGUCUUCAACGAACUCCAGGUUCAUUCACACUCACUAGAGAUGAUAAUAUCCAAAUUGAACACAAAAUAACAAAAGAAAUGGUCUGAGAACAGAGUUAAUCCUCCAAGACUCCCUACUCUUAAGCCUUGGUUGGUAGAAUUCAAACCACUUUGUCUUCGGUCUUUGUUCUCUCUAAAGCCUCCUUACCAUCCCACCUUGCCCAUCAAUUAAAAACCAUGUCAUCUCAUAUGCACCCAAAAACAAAACCAUCUCAUCUCACACCCCUUCAAAAAUAAUACUCCAAAAAAGAAGGUUCCAAUUACCCUUCAAACACCUUCUCCUUCUCAUUUCUCCUCUCUCUCUCUCUCUCUCUCCUUCCCUUCCUUGCUACGAUGAUAUUCUCUAUCCCCUUAACCACCUUUCUUCCUCUCCAAUGUCUCUCCAAAACUACUCCCCACUUCUCCUCCUCCUAGUCCUGCUUCUCUUCGUUUCAAUCCCCUCCAUCUCUUGCCAUCUAUCCACCGUCGCAAUCUCCCACGUCUCCAAUGGAACCAUAGUCUGCGCUCUCCUUCCUUCGCACACCAGCAAGCAAUUCGACCUCAAUUGCACCAGCAUCGCCAAAAGAGUCCAGAGGAACUACCCGCCGGCCAACAACGAAUCCUACGCCGCCAUCGCCGCCGGCGACGGCUUCCUGUGCGCGCUCGGACCCACCGCGGUCUCCAAUGAAUCCUCCAUGCGCUGGUGGGAAUUCAAACAAGAGUCGUCCGCUAAUGCUUCGAUCCAGCAUUCCAAGCGGCUCUACCACGGGCCGCCUCUCGUAUCGCUCUCCGCCGGCGACACCCAUGUCUGCGGCCUCCAAGGCGGCGCCACCCGCAAACUCGACUGCUGGCGAUGGCCGCAGCUUGUCUUCCCUGAGGAGGUUAACUUCACCGACAUCGCCGUCGGUGCGGAGUUCGUCUGUGGAUUAUUAUCAGCGUCCCAAGAGAUCCGAUGCUUCGGAAAUGAUUCGACCGUUGUAGGCCGUGAGCCCAACGGCUCUUUUGUUGAAGUUGCCGCCGGAUCUCAGCAUGCGUGCGGGAUCUCCAAGUGUGGUGAAUUGGUUUGCUGGGGAAUUGGUGCUCCCAAAGUGGAUGCAACAUUUGAGAUCACCUCCUUGGCCUUAGGAGAGAACCGGACCUGUGCUCUGAUUACCAAUGGAACAGUGCAGUGCUGGGGGGGGAACUCUCAAUUACCAGAUGACCUCUCCAAGUCUCAAUUCGUGGGAAUCGAAGCCAAAGGCAAUACUCUGUGUGGGAUCCUCAUGGCUAAUUACUCCUUGGUUUGUUGGGGGAAUGAGAUCUUCGAGUCCCGUCCCAUGGUGUUCGACCGCGUGCUGCCCGGAGCUUGCGCACCGGCGUCCAGUUGUUCUUGCAUCUUGGCGGACUCUGCAAACAUCUGCAGCCAUGGCGCCGCCAUCUGCGAGCCAUGUUGGUCUGUAUCGCAAGUUAAUCCUGCACCGCCGUUACCACCGCCGCCGCCGCCGCCGCCGCCGCCAAAGUCAAAUUCAACAGCACCACCUCAAGGAACAAGCAGUAACAGGAGAAGGGUAGUCAUCAUAGUCCUCACCACCGUCGGCCUCGCCGUCGGAUUGGCUGCGACUGCCAUAUGCUUCAUCCUCCUCCGUAUUUACCGAAACAGUGGCCGAGUCCAUGACAUGGUGAGACUACAUGGUGCAGCAGCAGCAGCUCCGCCGCCGCUUGAAGCAGUGGAAGGCUCGAACCUACCGAUCGACCGGCGGCUGAGCUUGAUGAUCAGCCAAGGCCACAGCUCGACGAUCGAGGAAUUCCCGCUGGCCGUCCUCCUUGCCGCCACCAACAACUUCUCCGACGACCACAAGAUCGGCUCGGGCAGCUUCGGGUCAGUCUACCGUGCAACGCUCGAUGACGGCCGCAUCGUCGCCAUCAAACGCGCCAAGGCCCCCGCUGCGACCGCCGCCUCCACCUCCCACGCCGACCGCCGCCGCCGCGACCGCGACCGCGAAGCCGCCUUUCUCUCCGAGCUGGCUCUCCUCUCCAGAGUCAACCACAAGAACCUAGUCCGGCUCCUCGGCUUCUGCAGCCAGGCCGGCGAAAGAGUUCUGGUCUACGAGUUCAUGGUCAAUGGGACGCUCCAUGAUCACCUCCACAAGCUCGCCGCCCCGCCGCUGGCUUCGUGGGCGGCGCGGCUAAGGGUGGCGCUCGACGCGGCUCGGGGGAUCGAGUACCUGCACGUCUACGCCGUGCCGCCCAUCAUACACCGAGACAUCAAGCCCUCCAACAUCCUCCUGGACGCCACGUGGACCGCCAAGGUCGCCGACUUCGGCCUUUCCCUCCUCUCCCCCUCCCCCGACGACGACGGCGACGGCGGCGACGACGACGAUACAUGCCACAUGUCGUCACCACGAGCCGCGGGUACCGUCGGAUACAUGGACCCCCAGUACUACCGGCUCCAGAACCUGACCGCGAAGAGCGACGUCUACAGCUUUGGAGUCGUCUUGUUAGAGUUGUUGACCGGGCAUAGAGCGGUACACCGGAACGAUGAGAGCGGCACACCGAGGAACGUCGUGGAGUACGCUGUACCCAUCAUCGAGGCGGAUGACAUCCACCGCGUGAUGGACCGGCGGCUGCCGCCGCCGACGCCGAGCGAGAUCGAGGCGGUGGCGUUCGUGGGCUUCUUGGCGGUUGACUGUGUGAGCCCAGCUGGCAGGGACCGGCCCACGAUGACGGAGAUUGUAGCCGGGCUCGAGCGGGCCGUGGCAGCGUGCGCCGCGCCAUCAUCCACGGUUCUGCGAAGGUCCGCCACGGCCCGGUCCAUCUGACACGUGGGGCAAAAUUUUUUGCACGUACUUUUCUUUUUAUUUAUUUUAUAAAAAAAUUCUUAUUAUUAUUUUUUAAAUUUCAGUCUA